GCCGGGAGCAGAGGGCAAGAAGUCUCGGGUGCGCGCGGACAGGAGCGGGCGCCUCGGGACUACGACCCCCGGCAUGCCCUGCGGCCUGCGCCGACUGGGGUUGGCCGGGAACUCUAGCCUACUGCCCUCACCGGCCAAUGGGACGCAGGAGAGAGACCUGACCCGGAUUUUCAGGGACCAAUGGCGGUACAGAGGAGGCGGGGCUUCCUUGCCGCUCACCUUGCGCUCGGAAAAACCACAUUUAAAAGGUCGUGUGGGGCCGAAUUCUGGCGGGUCGGGAGACCAGAGGCGGAGGGCGCGGCGGCGUCCCCGAGAGCGGCGCCGGGAAGGCCCGGGUCCCCGCGAGGCGCGCGCCGGUCGUCGGCGGGGGCGGGGUCAGGGGCGGGGCCUGGCCUCGUUGUGGAGCGGCUCCUAAUCCAUCAUGGCGGCCGCGGGGGUCGGUGUCCGUCCCUGAGCAGCGCCGGAGCCGGAGCCGGUCCCCGGGUCCUGCGGCUGAGGAGCCCCUCGGUUGUCCACGGCCCCCACCUGCGGGGGGAGGCUGGGUCCCGCGGCGGAGUUCCGGGGAUGUGACUGCCUGGCGGCGGCGGCGGCUGUAACAACGUCCGGAGCCGGGGGAGGGGGUGUCUCGGGCAGAGACCCCUGGGCUCGGGGCAGCUGAGGCGGCCGGGCCUCCUCCCCCCUCCGCCCGCCUCCCGCCUUCGGGGCCGCGAGCGUGCUCUGUCCCGUACAGCCCUGCCCUGGCUCUGGGGCACUGGGGGUGGUCUCUGUUUUCCCCCAGACCUGGGACACCCCGUUUCCUGAGGCGUGGAGGAGCGACGCCCCGGAGUAAGCCGCCCGUGCCCCGCCCCGGCAGCCUCCCCUUUACCCCCGAGCCGCCCCUCGCGCCCACUCCCGGCCCCGAGUUUGGCCUCGGAGCCCCCCGCCCCCGGCCCCCCAUUCAUAUCCCCUCCCUGCUGUCAAGUGGCCUCCCCUUCCCCCCCCCCCCCCCCCCCAGGUUGCUCCCGGGAGCCUCCAAUGCCUUGACCUCUUCCAAUGUCACCUACGGUCCCUUUAGUCUCAGCCCAAACAAAAACUUUAAUGCAGAGGAAAAGCCUGGACUGGUUUCACAGGCCUUUUAAAAAGCGGACUUAA
Neofelis nebulosa (Clouded leopard) is the source of this 1131-nucleotide messenger RNA. RefSeq lists its product as uncharacterized. The transcript has a single exon. The record is from RefSeq and is a predicted model, not a curated record. NCBI's taxonomy places the organism in Eukaryota, Metazoa, Chordata, Mammalia, Carnivora, Felidae. Bases 1033 to 1131 code for a protein of 32 amino acids.